AUGGUGUCCGUAUAUGGUUGUGGAGAAUGUCCCAAAGGUGUUCACAAAAUAGGUUAUUUAGUAGAUUACCGUGAUGAUAAAGACAACCUUGAACAACGCAAGAUAGCAGACUUUAAUAAAAUGCAGUGUGCUCACUGCAAUCAUGGUCCUGCUUGCAAUUCUUUUACAUUUUUGGAAGAGCGAUUGUUCUGCUUGGAGAAGGCUGCUAGAAAAUGGACACCAGAAAAGGGAGUAAAAUGGUGUGCGAUUGGAGAAUGCUUUGUUGGUGUUGAUAGCAGUGAAAUGGGUAAUAUUUAAAAAUUUUUGAAUAAAAAUGUCGAUAUGUAUCUAAAUGAUAAGCAGCAGGGGUGUGUCGA
This is a messenger RNA of Meloidogyne enterolobii, 356 nucleotides long. The record is from the annotation of a GenBank genome assembly. NCBI's taxonomy places the organism in Eukaryota, Metazoa, Nematoda, Chromadorea, Rhabditida, Meloidogynidae.